Molecule: messenger RNA, 417 nt
Organism: Letharia columbiana
Lineage: Eukaryota; Fungi; Ascomycota; Lecanoromycetes; Lecanorales; Parmeliaceae
Exons: 2
Coding region: 1-417 (138 amino acids)
Source: RefSeq, a predicted model, not a curated record
AUGCUCGCAUUUCUGUUUCUGGCCGGCCUCAUCGCGGCAGCUCCAGCUCCUCAAGCAGAUGUUCUGAACAAGAUUGCCUUGCCACUUCCUCGUACCUUCGCUCGCUCCACCGGCGAGGUCAACGGCCCCGCCCUCUUGAGGUCACUGCAGAAAACGUUGAACAAGUAUCAUUCGAGGUUUAACACCCCUGGAGCUUCCGCCAAUGCUUCGUUGCAACGGAGGUUGGCUACCGAGAACCUCCUGGAUCAAGUAGAGGCCCCUGAUUUCGAUGAGCAGUAUUAUGGCCCCAUGGAAGUGGGCUACGGCAUCACUGCACAAUUCUUCACCGUACAAUUCGAUACCGGCAGUUCCGACAUCUUUAUCCCUGGACCCCAGUGCACAAGCGACGAAGGCUGUCCCUUCACCGAUAAGCGAUGA